Molecule: messenger RNA, 1616 nt
Organism: Asparagus officinalis (garden asparagus)
Lineage: Eukaryota; Viridiplantae; Streptophyta; Magnoliopsida; Asparagales; Asparagaceae
Exons: 6
Coding region: 430-1221 (263 amino acids)
Source: RefSeq, a predicted model, not a curated record
UUAUAAUUCCUCGUCGAUGGGCGGAACAAGGCUAUUCCGGCUUCUCACGCGAAGGGUAGGAGGCGGCAUUUUGCAAAUCUGGAUCUCGGCAGCGGAAUUAAGGGAGGCGGCGAUCUUCAGUUAUCAGGCAUAUUUUAGGGGGAACAAGAGAGAAACUUUCAGCCGAUUGGGAUCUCAAGUGACGGGAGGCAAAGAAAAGAGAGAAUGACUAAGAAGAACUUCAUAGCACAAUCUCAACACGAAGGUGGGCAGUCAAGACCUCGAGCCAGGAACUGGACUAUAGAUGAAGAUAAUUGUUUGUUGGGAAUAUUAAAGGAAAUGAUCCUUAAAGGAAAGAACAAUGGAGGUCAUUUCACUACCGAGCAAUGGUAAAAUGUUACCGAUGAGUAUAAAGUUAGGACUGGACAAAAGGACAGAGGCAAACUACAAAUGCAAAACCGUUAUAAAAUUUUGAAAAAGCAAUAUUCCCUUAAUUACAAACUCCGAAAUAAAUCAGGUUGGGGUUGGGAUGAAGAGAAAAAUAUGGUGAUUGCACCUACUGCGAAAGAUUGGGAGGCAUUAAUAAAGAUGAAUUCAUUUGAAGAUUUUGCAAGCGAUCUUAGUGUUGAUGAUAUUGACGCACUUGAUGAUGAAGAUGAUCUUAUAGAGGCGUUGCUUUUGAAUGAUGAAGAUGAGGAUGAAUACAUGUGGAAUGAGAUGAUUACAAGUAUCAUUCAUCAUUCAAAUAUGAUGAAGCAGGUUCCUCGACCAUGUCGAACUAGGCCAUUCUCUGGACAUAUGCUUGUAGAAGAUAUGUUGUCUGGACAUCCUGAUCGUUCAUAUUCUUGCUUCCGAAUGAGUUCUGAGAAAGCAUUGGGAGCAAUUGAUGGAUCUCAUAUUCCUGUAAUUGUGAAGAAAAAGAAACACAACAGGUAUCGUAAUCGAAAGAAUUUCAUAUCUCAAAAUGUAAUGGCAGCAUGCUCCUUUGAUCAUACUUUUCUUUAUGUUGCUGCUGGAUGGGAGGGAUCAGCAUCUGAUAUGUCAGUACUUCGUGCAACACUGGAAGAUGGUAAAUUUAAUGUUCCUGAAGGUCGCUUUUACUUAGUUGACUCGGGAUAUGCUAAUACUUCAAAAUUUAUCGCCCUGUAUCGUGGAUCACGCUAUCAUCUUGGAGAUUUUACAAAUGGAACCACCAGAGCCUAUCGAGAUACUAAAGACAAAUAUAAUCAUAGACAUGCAUAACUACGUAAUGCGGUGGAAAAAGCAUGGGGAAUUUUAAAGCAAAGAUUCAAAAUUUUGAAAGUUCUUACUCUAUUUCCUUAUAAAACUCAAGUUAAAAUCGUUGUAGCUUGUUGUGUUCUUCAUAAUUUUAUUACAAGGCAUCAGGGAAAUGAUAAAUACUUUAAUAUGCUCAAUGGAUUAGAGAUGAAUGAGGAUGAAGAUGAGGAGGAGGAAGAAGACCCCCAAUACAUGGUUGGUGUAGAUGAAAGUUUAAGGGGUGAGCAGCUUCGCAACAAGAUUGCUUUACAGCUUUGGAAUAAUUGAUAUAUGUAGUUGUCGAAUAUUAAAGUAUAAGGAGGUUGAAUUAUGUAUUUUAUUAUCUUUAUAUUAGCAAAAACAAGAAAUUUUAUAUAGAG